Pimephales promelas (fathead minnow) is the source of this 471-nucleotide messenger RNA. The record is from RefSeq and is a predicted model, not a curated record. Lineage: Eukaryota; Metazoa; Chordata; Actinopteri; Cypriniformes; Leuciscidae.
AUGUUUCAAAUGGAAAUGAAACUGAUUUCUGUGUUUUCAGUUCCCCCAGAUGUAUAUUUGUUUAUAAGGUCUUCCAGUGACGAAUCCAAGCUGAUACUGACCUGUCUGGCCACCGGCUUCUACCCUAAAGAGGUGGGGAUGACCUUUAGGAAAUAUCACACACCUCUGCGUUAUGAUGAGAUUGAAUCCUCAGGAGUCAGACCAAACCAUGAUGGAUCCUAUCAGCUGAGGAAGAGUGUGGAGAUCAAGAAGGAGGAAAGAGAUGAAUAUGAUUGUUUUGUGUCUCACAGUUCCCUCAAAGAACCAAUAACUGCCAAACUAGAUGCUGAAUCACUGAAUCCCAGUACAGCUAAUACUGAAGAUCUGAAGUAUGUUUUACUGUUUCUCCAACAGGACAAGCGAGUUCUGCUGAAACAUCACACAGCAGCAAAACUGUUUCCAUGUUUUAUCUCUCUCUCAUACUUCAUUUGA